Messenger RNA from Notechis scutatus (mainland tiger snake), 2197 nucleotides. The record is from RefSeq and is a predicted model, not a curated record. NCBI's taxonomy places the organism in Eukaryota, Metazoa, Chordata, Lepidosauria, Squamata, Elapidae.
AUGCCGCAGAUCCUGGCCACCAUCAUCCUCAGCGCUUCGGUGUCCAACGUCAGCCUCUCCGUGCAGCUGGGAGACACCCCACCCUUCGCCCUGGGCUUCAACUCCAUCUCCAUGGAUUACCAGCACCUCCGUCCUCAGAGCGUCCACCAGCGGGCUGUGCUGGCCGUCGACCACUUCUGCUGGCGGGUGGGGGCGGACUCGCACAUCCAGCGGGCCCCCCACCCCCCGAACAUGCACGUCUGGGGAGAAGCUUUCAUCCUGGACUCCUUCAACCUGCAGGGCAGCUACAACCAGCCGCUGGGCACGUCCAGCACUCACGCGGACACCCUGUUCCUGGAUUGCACCCUGCGGGGGCUGCAGCUGGAGUCCUCAGACGCCUGCACCGACUGCCUCUCCCGGCUGCUGCUGCUCUUGCGGCCUCAGGACCCUGGGCCCCCGGAUCCCCUGGAGGAGCCGCCCCCCACUCUGGGGGAGGAAUUUGGGGUGCUUUGGAAGGUGGACCUCAAGGUGGAGGACGUCAACCUCUUUACGCUCUCCAGCUUGGCAGGGGCCACAGAGCUUCGGGUGGACACCCUGACCACGCUGGGCAGUGCCGAGAGCUGUACCAUCAGCAUCCAGGGGGUGGCGCUGUCCCUGGUGAAGAGCCUAGCGGAGAAGAUGCAGCCCUGUUGCAAAGCCCCCGCCAUCCCCAGCCCAGUGGCUGGCCUGGCCGCCCUCUGCCUCACCUACCGCAGCAGCAUCCGCUCCCUGGAGGUGCAAUGCGGAGAACACCUGACGCUGCUCUGGAGCCUGGCCACCCACAUGUACCUGUUUGAGCACCUGCUGGCCACUCGGCGCUGCUUCGAGACGCUGCAAAGCCUGCUGUCGCCCGCCAAGCCCACCUCUGCGACCCUUCCCCGGCAGGGCCCCGAAGGCCGCCUCCCUGCCCAGGACGGGGCCCCUUUCCCUGAGGGCCCGGCCCCCAGGAGGCUGCUGGGGCUGACCCUGGAGUUCAGCUCUCUGAAGGUGACCGCCUUCGUGUCGGAGAGCCGUUACUUGAGCCUGGCGGCCGAGCGGCUUUUACUCAAUCGGCACGGUGCGUCCCUCCACGCCUACUGCCCGGGGCUGGUGGCCGGCUUUGACGGCAACAGCAUCCUGGUCCUGAAGGAGGUGGAGCUGCAGGCCCUGCCGGAGCUGGAGGAGAUGAUCCUGCACCGAGGCCCCUUUCCCAACCUCUGCACUUUGCGCAACCGCGUCUGGGCCCUUUCCUGCGCCAGCGUGGCAGUGGAGUUCCCCUACCAGUACGACUUCUCGGCUACGUUGGACGAGGCGCUGGGCGUGCAGAAGUGGCUGAGGGGGCUCCACGGGAGGAAGGCCGCCGCCAGCGAGGCCCCACCCGGCCCCUUGCCCCCCGACCUGCUGCUCAAGGUCCAGCACUUCUCCUGGGUCUUCCUGGACGACGUCUUCGAGGUGAAGCUGCGCGACAACUACGAGCUGAUGAAGGACGAGAGCAAGGAGAGCGCCAAGCGGCUGCACCUGCUGGACGCCAAGGUGGCCGCCCUGCGCAAGCAGCACGGGGAGCUGCUCCCGGCCCGGAAGAUCGAGGAGCUGUACGCCUCCCUGGAGAAGAAGAACAUCGAGAUCUACCUGCAGCGCUCCCACCGGCUCUACGCCAACACGCCCAUGCGCAAGGCGCUCAUCACGUGGACCCUGUGCGGCCUGGAGCUGGCGGCGCUGGCGGAUGAGGCCUUCUCCGGGGCGGAGCGGGUGCUGCAGCAGAUCCGGGACAUGGAUGCCGCCAGCCCCUUCCCCCCUGAGGGCCUGGAGCUCCUCACCCACUGGUGCCGCAUGGUCAAGGGAAGCGUCAAGACUUUCUUCGUGCGGAUCCGGGACUACCCCCGUUAUUUAUUCGAGAUCCGGGACUGGAGGCUGUCGGGCCGGCUGGCCGGUGCAGAGACCCCUGGGCAGCCCUGCUCUCGCCGGCGUCAGAAACUGGAGCUGGGGGCCCCGUGGGGCCCUGUGACCGUGGAGAGGAACAUGCCGCCCUUGAAGUUCUACCACGACUUCUGCUCCGAGGUCUACCAGUUUACCAUCGUCUGGGGGCCCUGCUGGGACCCCGCCUGGACCCUCAUUGGACAGGCCAUCGACCUGCUGACCAAGCCUUCCGAAGACCCCAGCCCGCCUCUCCCCUGGUGGGACAAGAGCCGCCUGCUGCUGC